AAAACUCCCAGGUCUACCUCAGCUAUCAUCUCCAUGAACCAAAUGAAAGAAGAAACAAACAAAUCCUUAAACUCAAUUACAAGCCGAAACGAGACCAAAUUGAAAACUAAAAGCAAAGAGAGAAGAGGGAGAGUGAGGAUCAAAGAAUGGAGACGUUGAAAUCGCGAAUACCUGAGCAUCUUGUACAAACAGUGAAGAGCAGCAGCAGCGUCGACGAUCUACUCUCCUCUUCUUCGUCUCUGCUCCGUUUCCUUGUGGGUCUUCCCCAAUUUCAUCAAGCGGUGAGUGAGUUAGCGGAUCCUGAUCUGGGUUGCUGUGGGAAGAGCCAAGAGUCUUCUCUCGACUUGAAACGUAGCGGAAAUCUCUGCUUCCGCAGCCGGAGUUUCGACGAUGCUUUACGCUUCUACUCUAAAGCCUUACGUGUUGCUCGAGACAACACCUUACUCGCUUCUCUCUUUCUCAAUAGAGCUAAUGCCCUUCAUAAUCUGGGGCUUCUUGAAGAGAGCUUGCGGGACUGCCAUCGUGCUCUUCGUAUUGAUCCUUGUUACGCCAAGGCUUGGUUUAGGAGAGGCAAACUCAAUACUCUUCUUGGAAACUAUAAAGAUGCGUUCCGGGACAUCACAGUUUCUAUGUCUCUCGACUCAUCAUCUGCGGGGAAGAAGCAGCUGCAGAACGAACUUCUGGCUAUUCCAGACUUUCAGAAUAAGCAAACAUCGGAGAACACACUCUGUUUUGCUGCUGCGGAUCUACCCAACGUGCAAAGUGAAGUCAAGCUGCGUUGUGUAUCCACAAAAGAGAAAGGCAGGGGCAUGGUAUCAGAAUCUGAUAUUGAACAAGCUUCUGUCAUACAUGUCGAAGAACCAUUUUGUGUGGUCAUAUCAAAAAGUUGUCGGGAAACACAUUGCCACUUUUGCCUUAACGAAUUACCUCCUGACUCUGUUCCAUGUCCAUCAUGCUCAGUACCUGUGUAUUGCUCAGAGUCCUGCCAGAUUCAAUCAGGUGGAAUGCUGUCCACUAAUGAGAUGGACAAGAAUUCGAUUUUUCAUAACCUACCUGAUGAUAUUGUGGACCAUAUUAAAGGCGUUACAUCAGCUGUAAGAUAUUAUUCUGAAACUGAGUGUCUUCAAGAGCACCAGCAUGAGUGUCGGGGAGCUAAUUGGCCUGCUGUACUGCCAUCUGAUGCUGUUUUAGCUGGUCGAGUUAUAAUGAAGUUGAUAAAUCAAGGGGAAACAGCUAUGGAUCUCUCCAACCUUCAUGAUAAAUUAGAUCUUUCCCAUAGCUAUUCUAAGAUGAGUCCAGAGAGCAAGUUAGAGUUGCAUCUACUUUCCAUAGUAUUGAUUUGGUGCCUUAAUAAAUCUUGCUGCCCUGAUCUUUCAGUCUGCGAAGCUUCUGUGUCACAGACUAUUAUACUGCUUUCACAAAUCAAGGUGAACUCUAUGGCAAUUGUCCGGAUGAAAUCCAGCGGCGAUUCUUUCAAGUGCAUCCCAGCUGGGAACGUUUCAGCAAAAGAGCCGAUUCAGAGUUUAGAGCAGAUCAGAGUUGGUCAGGCUCUUUAUAAAAUCGGUAGCUUAUUCAAUCAUUCCUGCAAGCCGAACAUCCAUUUGUAUUUCCUUUCACGUGGACUUGUUAUGCGAACAACAGAGUUUGUUCCCGUGGGUUGCCCCCUAGAACUGUCAUAUGGUCCUGAGGUCGGAAAAUGGGAUUGCAAAGAUCGUAUUAGAUUUCUUGAAGAGGAGUACUUUUUUAAUUGUCGGUGCCGUGGCUGUUCUCAAAUGAACAUAUCGGACCUUGUUAUUAAUGGAUAUUGCUGUGUCAAUACAAGCUGUACUGGCGUAGUCUUGGAUAGUAGUGUGGCUGCAUGCGAGUCCGAGAAGCUAAAUCAUUUUUUGGCUGCUGCAAAAAGUCUAGAUCAUCAUUGUCUGUUUGGUUUUUGCUGUGUUUCUUUCACAGAUAAAUGUUUGAAAUGUGGUUCCCGCUGUGAAGUGGAAAACUCUCAUGUAGAGGUGAACAAAGCUUGGAAUCACCUGAGAAGGGUGGAAGAAUUGAUGAAUUCAGGACGUGCCAAUAUUUCUGUAUUAUCAGAUUGUUUAAGGUCCAUCGCUGUGCUCAGAACUUUCCUUCACAUGUAUAACAAAGACAUUGCCGAUGCGGAGGAUAAGGUUGCUCAGGCUUGCUAUUUAGCUGCAGAAAUGAAGGGUGCAAGGGAGCAUUGUGAAGCGUCCAUUAAGAUUCUGAAGAGGCUGUAUGGGGAUGAGCACGUUGUGAUUGGAAAUGAACUGGUGAAGCUUGCGUCGAUUCAGCUUGCAUCAGGUGAUUCGAGUGGAGCCUGGGAGACUACAAAGAGAUUGUCUCAAAUAUUCUCGAAGUAUUACGGGUCACAUGCUGAAACUCUUUUCUCUUAUCUCUCAUGUCUUAAGCUAGAAGCUGCCAAAGCCGUUAACUUGUGAUCUUAAGUCUUAAGCCAGCACUUUGUGCUCUAAUACCUUGGCUGCUACAAAAAGAUGAAAUGUUGAUUGGUAGUAGUGUCUGUUGUGUAGGCUUUUAUAAGAAAAUCUUGACUGCGUUAUUUUUUUUUGCUGUAAAUUGUUGGUGGCCACUAAAAUUAAGAAAACAAAACAGGAGCUGAAGUCAAACGUCCAGCCCUAAACCCCUUAAGCUUCA
Molecule: messenger RNA, 2661 nt
Organism: Brassica napus (rape)
Lineage: Eukaryota; Viridiplantae; Streptophyta; Magnoliopsida; Brassicales; Brassicaceae
Product: SET and MYND domain-containing protein 4
Exons: 15
Coding region: 147-2447 (766 amino acids)
Molecular function (GO): protein binding
Source: RefSeq, a predicted model, not a curated record